AUGGACAACUAUAUUCCAGCCGACGAAUCGGUUGAAGAGGCUGAAAAUCCAUUUCCAGACCCGUUUCGUGACUGUAAAACGAUGAAUGUGGGAAAAAAUGCGAAAUUUCGACAUAUUAUUCAACAUGUUGACAGGUUUUUUGAGGUUUGUUGCGGUUUUGGACGCGGAAAAAUUCCGCGCGGAAGGUUAACGCGGAAAUUCCACGUUUUUUGAGACCAAAUAAGGCUAGAGUUGGAGACGCAGAGAGAUCAGACAGCUAGAGAGUUAGAUACGCAGAGGAGCCAGAUAGCUAGAGAGUUAGAGACGCAGAGAAAUUAGAGAGUUAGAGACGCAGAGAAAUUAGAGAGUUAGAGACGCAGUGAAAUUAGAGAGCUAGAGAUGUAGAGAAACUAGACAGCUAGAAUGUUAGAGACGCAGAGAAUUUAGGCAGCUAGAGAGUUAGAGACGCAGAGAAAUCAGACAGUUAGAGAUGCAGAAAAAUUAGACAGCUUGAGAGUUAGAGACGCAGAGAAGCCAGACAGCUAGAGAGUUAGAGAUCAGACAGCUAGAGAGUUAGAGACGCAAAGAAAUCACAUAGCUAGAGAAGCAGAGAAAUUAGACAGCUAGAAGGUUAGAGACGCAGAGAAAUUAGAGAGCUAGAUAGUUAGAGAAGUCAGACAGCUAGAAAGCUAGAGAUCACACAGAUAGAAGGAUAGAAACGCAGAGAUAAGACAGCUAGAAGGUUAGAGACACAGAGAAAUCAGAGAGCUAGAGACGCACAGAAGCUAGACAGCUUGAGACGCAGAGAAAUCAGACAGCUAGAAGGUUAGAGACUCAGAGAAUUUAGGAAGCGCAGAGAAUUUAGACAGCUAGAGAGUUAGAGACGCAGAGAAAUUAGACAGCUAGACAAUUAGAGUAACUUAGGCUUGUUUGGUGUCAAAAAACGGGAAUUUUCAGAGCUACAGUAAUCCGGACUGCAAAAUUUAAUUUCAGGAUGACUCGAAUCGUUUCGUUAUUUUCAAAUCAAUCGAUGGAGCUACAGAUAAAGCGAUCUCAUGUGUUGAAGUCUUCAAAUCUCAAGCCAAGGUUGGAAUUUUUUUAGGCUGAAAAUCUGCAAAUUUUGGCUGAAAAUCUGAAAUUUUGCAGAUCGAAUUAUAUCAAUGGACAAAAAUCACCUAUUCAAAACGUGUUGUGCUGUGGAAAUGUUUGAUGGAAGGACCCAGAGAGUUAGUCUAACUUGCGAUUUUUUUUUCCUGAAAAUUUGUGAAUUUUGGGCUAAUUUUCAUCUGAAAAACUUGAUUUUUAAUUAAAUUAGAAGCCUGAAAUCUGAAAUUUAAAAAAAAAAUCUGAAAAUAUUUCCAGCAUUCGAGCCACGAUUGAAGUUCCAGUCAUUUUUAUUGUUGUUUCGAAAGAUCCAUUUCCGGGAGAAUUUAGUUGUAUGAGGUGAGCAUUUUUCGGGUUUUGGGUUUAAAAUUUUCAAAAUUUUUGAGCCUAAAUAAGGCUAGGUCCAAUUUUUAGGAUUUUUCAAGCCUAAAUUAGCCUAGGCUCGACUUUUGGGGAUCUUUAGAGCACCCAGGCUCAUUCAGGCUCAAAAAAAUCCCAAAAAUUUGAAUCUAGGCUUAUUCAGGCUCAAAAAAUCCCAAAUUUCGAGCCUAGACUAACUUGGGCUCGAAAAAUCCCCGAAAAUUUGAAUCCAGGCUUAUUUAGGCUCAAAAAGUCCCCAAAAUUUGAGUCUAGGCUUGUUUAGGCUCAAAAAUCUCAAAUUUUCAGGCCUAGACUUGUUUAGACUCCAAAAAUUUGAAUCUAGCCUCAAAAAGCCCCGAAAAUCCCCCUAGGCUUAUCUAGACUCAAAAAAUCCCAAUUUUUCAGCAUGCAAUGCUCAUCAGACCGCGAAAUCGCCUUCCGCCCUCUAAACUCCUCACGCCCAAAAAAACCAACACCAAAAAAAGUGGGAAAUCGCAAGGUUGGCGAUGGAAAUAAAUGGUCAAAACCUAGUGGAGAACAGAGGAAAAAGGAGAUGAAAGAAAGAUCGGAAUUAUUGAAAGAAGUUGAAAAUUCGAGUAUUGGGGAGUGA
This is a messenger RNA of Caenorhabditis angaria, 2053 nucleotides long. NCBI's taxonomy places the organism in Eukaryota, Metazoa, Nematoda, Chromadorea, Rhabditida, Rhabditidae. The record is from the annotation of a GenBank genome assembly.